Messenger RNA from Lobosporangium transversale, 2464 nucleotides. RefSeq lists its product as hypothetical. Lineage: Eukaryota; Fungi; Mortierellomycota; Mortierellomycetes; Mortierellales; Mortierellaceae. The record is from RefSeq and is a predicted model, not a curated record. The transcript is spliced from 5 exons. The coding region runs from base 52 to 2199 and encodes 715 amino acids.
UAUAUUCUCAAUAUUAAAACAGAGUCUUUGACACAUUGAUCGUCCUCCGUCAUGAUGUUGCGAUGCGUGAGGGCAACAGUUGCCAAUGUUCCUAGGUCAUCAUCUUUGCUGGGCAAAUCCUUGCGAUCCACGGUCGUAUCGGCUUCCCGAGCACGAAUUCAUUCAUUACAUGCAACACGCGCUACUAAUGCAGCAGCUCAAGCUGACAGUAAAAGUGAUAAUCUACCCGACGAUACCGACACACCGCUAUCCAAAGAUAUUCACGUAGCUGCGAGUACGGACUACAAUACCAACCAUAAAUCAUUUGAGCAACAGAAGACCCGUCUGAUGACUUCAAUGGAUAUGCUCUAUCAAGUUCAGGAUGCUCCUUCUGAGAAAUUAGAUGCCAUGCCCUUUGACGACCAGGAAGCACAAUACUGGGCGCGUCGUAUGCAUGCAGCCAUGGAGGACCUCGAACAGGGAGUCACGCGUCUUCGCAUUGCUGUUGUCGGUGAAUCCAGUGGGCAGGAGUCGAUCAUAGAUCUACUACUUCCGAGUGAACAGGGCAUUCGGCGAUCAGCCAAGGAGACAGGAAAAAUUCAUCGUAUUCGCUACGGUACAAAAUAUCAGCUCAUUGAGGAUGGAUCAGAAAACGUGGAACUGGCUCCUAUUAGUUGGCUCGAGGGUUUAACCGACAGGGAUGGAAGCGAAAUUGUUGAGGUCCCAGGCCUGGAUUUGGAUGGCUUGAUGAUGGACGAUAUUGUAUUCAGUAGCGACUUGAUCUUACUUAGGACGGAUGCCCAACGUCAACUUUCUUUGGAGCGUGAACAGCACUUUUUGAAUCGGUAUCGUCACAAAUCACAGAUCCUCAUCGUUGCCGACAUGAACUUGCUGGACACUUCUUCAGAAGCUUUAACGUUAUCGAACAUCAAAGCGAACCUUGCACACGCGGUGAAAUCAACUGUCGGCGGAUAUAGCAAUAUUCAACAUUAUAAUCAUCAGACAACUACUGUCGCUAAGAUCUUACGUAUCUCCAAUCCAGAUCCUAUUCCCCCUAUCGUUGAGUUGAUCCCUCGUACACAGUCCGAAAACCGCUACCUGGAGGCUGUUGGUACGCUUCAAAGGGUUGUAGCAGAAACGUUGCUUGUGGAAGGGGCUGAACUUCAGAGCGAUCACCACCGACGUGCGGCUCUUUUGACAAGGUGCCGCGACCUUGUUGUUGCAGGUGUUGAGAAUAUGGAAAACCGACUCCAGAGGCGUUUAGAAACUUUUUCUAAAGUAGACAAGCUCUCAGAAUUAGCUACACAGGAGAUCAAGCGAAUCGAGUCUGCAGAGCAAGAGAGGAUGAUGGCGCAAGUCACGGGUGGCGAGAUUGAUAAAGAUGUGGGGCAGAUGAGGCGCGUAUUGGACCAAUUUUUUAAAUCUGAAGUGCCCUUUUGGAUGUUGUUUGCAAGGAGUGGAGAGAUUGCAGAACGAAUGCAUGAGUUAUGGACUGUUGGUGCUUUUGCAGAAACGGAGCAUCGCAUGGCAUAUGCUUUGGGACGUCUGCACCAGAGUUCACAGGAGGCUUUCAGAACAAUCUUCCAGGAAAUUGAGACACUUGAAAUCAAACUAGAACAUACUCGACCUAUUGGUAGCACAGCAGUUUUACAUGAUCUAGCCAAUGUGCGUCAAUUGUUAAAUCACGCACAGAAUGAUACUCAGCAGGAAAUCAAGGACAAGGAUGCGUUCGUGGUCAGUAAUAUUGUCUGGAAACAUCGAAAUGCAUACGGUACUGUGGAGAGAUCUCUCAAAGCUGGUCGCCCUGGCGCAUUGGAGCGUCUUCAGAUGCGAGGACAGAUUGCGUUAGCGCAAGGUUUGGGACUACAAGGCACCGCGCUGUUUGCUGGGUUAGGACUGGCACAACAAUAUCCACCCGAGGUUUAUUUGACUAGUGGGACAUUAUUAGCAUUAGCAGGACUAGGAUAUAUGCAAGUUAGGUGGAAAGCAGCCGAGAGGGAGUUCAAAGCGGAAGCGGAAGCAUUAGCAGAAAAGCUGAAGCAUGAUAUUGUGGAAACAUACAAUGACCAAGUGAACAAAACAAUUGUUAAUCCAUUGACAGGUGUUGUUCAGCAACUGGACAAGAGCUUGAGUGAGCGCCUUUUAAGGUCAUUAGAGCAGCGCAAGGUCUUGACAAGGAUCAAGCGUGACGCUCAAGGCGAAGAUGAGAUCAAAUUCUAGUUCUUUCAUCAUUAUUCAUCUGUUUUGGCAUAAACUAUCUUAAACUGUUAUCUAUAGAUACUUUUUUUUUUCUUUCCUUUUACUUCCUAUGCUAUUGUGGAUGUGAAUAGAUUUUAAAAUGCUGUCAAGAGGAAAGGAGCAAUAAUCUGUACUGCAUGCUACGCUUUCGAUCAUCUGUAUAUAUAAUUCAUCAAAUUUGUUAUUCUAUACACCACAUGGCGUAGACAAUUACACAAAAAUGAGUUCACAGAUUUAAUUUUAAAGU